CCGCCGCCGCCACCGCCGCUGCCGCCGCCGCCGCCACCGCCGCCUCCACCCGCCUCGCGGACCCAGCGAGCGGGGUCGCCGCCGCCUGCCCACCCGGGUGCCCCAGGGCUGCGGUGGGCCAGGAUGUCGGGCUUCCUAGAGGAGCUGCUCGGCGAGAAGCUGGUGACGGGCGGCGGUGAGGAGGUGGACGUGCAUUCGCUGGGCGCCCGCGGCAUCUCGCUGCUCGGGCUCUACUUCGGCUGCAGCCUGAGCGCCCCCUGCGCGCAGCUCAGCGGCAGCCUGGCCGCCUUCUACGGCCGCCUGCGGGGGGACGCGGCGGCCGGGCCGGGGGCCGGGGCUGGAGCCGGGCCGGGGCCGGGGGCCGGGGCGGCCGCGGAGCCCGAGCCGCGGCGCCGCCUGGAGAUAGUCUUCGUGUCCUCGGACCAGGACCAGCGACAGUGGCAGGACUUUGUGCGGGACAUGCCGUGGCUGGCGCUGCCCUACAAGGAGAAGCACAGAAAGCUUAAACUUUGGAACAAAUACCGCAUUUCCAACAUUCCCUCACUAAUAUUCCUAGACGCCACCACCGGGAAGGUCGUGUGCAGGAAUGGGCUGCUGGUGAUCCGCGAUGACCCAGAAGGUUUGGAAUUCCCUUGGGGACCUAAACCCUUCAGGGAAGUCAUUGCAGGGCCCUUGCUUAGAAAUAAUGGACAGUCCCUGGAGAGCAGCAGCCUGGAGGGGUCUCACGUGGGAGUCUAUUUCUCCGCACACUGGUGCCCACCCUGCCGAAGCCUCACCCGGGUCCUGGUGGAAUCCUACCGGAAGAUCAAGGAGGCAGGCCAGAAAUUUGAGAUCAUCUUUGUUAGUGCGGACAGGUCCGAGGACUCAUUCAAACAGUACUUCAGUGAGAUGCCCUGGCUCGCUGUCCCCUAUACCGACGAGGCCCGGCGGUCACGCCUCAACCGGCUGUACGGAAUCCAAGGCAUCCCCACCCUCAUCGUGCUGGACCCCCAGGGGGAGGUGAUCACGCGGCAGGGGCGAGUGGAGGUGCUGAAUGAUGAGGACUGCAGGGAGUUCCCGUGGCACCCCAAGCCCGUGCUGGAGCUCUCCGACUCCAAUGCUGUGCAGCUCAACGAGGGCCCCUGCCUUGUCCUGUUCGUAGAUUCUGAGGAUGAUGGGGAGUCUGAGGCAGCCAAGCAGCUGAUCCAGCCAAUAGCCGAGAAGAUCAUUGCCAAGUACAAAGCCAAAGAGGAGGAGGCCCCACUUCUGUUCUUUGUGGCGGGGGAGGAUGACAUGACUGACUCCCUGCGCGAUUACACCAACCUGCCCGAGGCCGCCCCUUUGCUCACCAUUCUGGACAUGUCGGCCCGGGCCAAGUACGUGAUGGACGUGGAAGAGAUCACCCCCGCCAUUGUGGAGGCCUUUGUGAAUGACUUCCUAGCAGAAAAGCUCAAACCAGAGCCCAUCUAAGGGGGCUCCAGCCUCAGGAGAUGUUAUUUAAAAACUCCCGUCUUCUCCUCUUCCUUCUCCUUCUCCUUCCCUCCACCCUUGGACUUUUCCAGCGUGUCCCGAAUCACACAACCCAAGUGUCCAACCUCUCUGUGGUGCCUUGUUUUCUGCAUUAACUCAGCACCCCAAGGUGCACCUCCUCUCCACAGCAGAAGAACCCCACCGUGUCUGGAGACUCUGCUUGGGAUCCACAGGGCUGGCAGAACCCGGCCAGAACCAGGACUGCAGCCUGCUCCCAGUCACUAGCUCUCGGCGAAGUAUUUGCCGGGUGGUCUUGUGCUGAACGAACAUGGCGGGACAGCACACUGGAGCUCUGGUCCCACCCCUGGUGUCCGCAUGCUUGCGCAGGGCCCAGCACAGCUCAGUGAGGGAAAGGGAGCUGCUGACAACAACCUCCUUUCUCCUAAGUGACUUCUUCUCUCUUGGUGUGAGGGGAAAACACCAGCUUGGCAGCCGGUUCUUGGGCCAGGGGAUCUCAAGAUCUCAAAGGAAGCUCGUGUUCUUUCUCGGGGAGAAAAAGCGUAGCUCUGGUAGUGAUUCAUGUAGUGGUGGCUUCCUCUGAGCUCCUACCGUGAUAAGAAGGAGCCUCUCAUUUUUUCCUUACAUCUUUCUUCCUGGAUCUUACCUCUCCAAGUUUCUGCCUUCUCAUACGGACAGCCUCUAUGGUCUUGGAGUUUUGUUCAUAAACUCCCCCCUCUUGGACAGCUUCCCGGGAGGCACCCAGCCCUGUGUCCUUAGAGGAGCCCCGCCUCGCCGGCACAGACCUCUGACUCGGCCCAGCUCUGGACCUGGGGCCGCUGCAGCUCUGCCGAGGUACCUGUGUCCCCUUUGGUUACCUGUCAUCCCUCUUUUCUUUUCAAAGCAGAACUAAAAAGAGACAAGAAAUUACCAGAAGCCUAGCUUUUUUUCCUAAGAACCUGCACAAAGAGCUGUGUCCUAGGGUGGCAGGGGGAGCAGAGGACAUGUCCACUAAAAGUGGGCCUUGGAUGCAUGCGGCUAGGCUCAGGUAGCUUGGCUCCCACAGAAGGAAGUUAACAGCUGUGUCCUUGGCACUUGGGAUGGAGGGCUUCGCCUAGGGAUUCACAGGGUUUGGGCCUCUCUUAACCAGGCGUUAGGGUCUUUCAUGCGAUCACAGGCCUUACCCUUGGCUCCACUUGUCCCCCAGACCCCCGUCAGCUGUUGACAGCACUGCUCCUUGCUGACUUGAUUGUUGAUUCGUAGUUUGGAGGUUCGGAGUUAGCUGGUAAUCGGUCACUUGUCACAAGCCUGAAAUGCUUCGCCUAGCGAGAAAUAAAGCAGGCAUCUCUGGACAUUAUCAACAACUUGUCCCUUCCUGUGCCUAGUAACAAAAAUCUUUUUGCUCGUGGUGCUGGGCUCUGGGGAGGGGCGGGGGGACAUACAAGAUCCUCUUGACUUUCUUUGGAGGCUUUAGUAGCGGUGUUUCAGAAUUGUCAAGAACUGGUAAUCUAAGGCCGAGGAGCUCCUUUGGCUUAGCGGACCACAGGCAGAUCCCUGCUGGAGCUCCGGCUGCCAUCUCUCCUGGGUCUGCUCGGCGCUGGCAGAGGGUGGAUUCCCCGAUCACGGGCCUCCUUGUGGACACUGGUGCUCAUUCCCUCCCCACAGGGGGGCACAUGCUCUGAAGCCUGAGGCCAGUUGCUGAAACAGGGAACCCCACGCAGCUCUCCCUGUGAAGAAUGGGCAACCCUAGCUCUAGCCUGGGCUAGGGACUUCUCUGGGAACUCUCCUCUGGGAGUGUGGUGGAUGCAAGGACAAGGUGAACUCCCCUCACUUGGAAGAUGGAGUUCCUUGGACUUCCGCCUGUGUCCUGUAUCAUGAUAGCCCGGGAAGAGAAGUCUCUUUUCUUCUGGUGCAGAAGGAACCCAGUCCCGUGACGGGUCCCUGUAAGUCCCUGCAGCAGACAAAUUAGGUCAUCUGUGAUUCUUCUAGGGCCUUACAGGGCUGACUGAACUACUGCCCCUUAAGGGCCACUGGAUCCUUGUCACCAGACUUCCCCUUUUAGAGCGGCAUGUGGGUUGAGAUCAGUGAGAAGGUUUACAACAAGAAAGUUCUGAGUAUAUAUGGCGGCCCUGAGGGCAAACGCUGGGGGAGACUGCUUCCCCGAUGCCAGCAAACCCCCGUCUCAUUAGUGCCAGAGAUCCUCAAGGUUCUUGAUGCAGACGAUGUGGGUGGCUUCCCAAGUCCCACUAAGCAGCUCCAAGGUACCUUAAUUCUUGUCACUAAUUGGAAGCAGGUUAAAACCCCAGCUGUGAUCUAUUCAAGGGCUUCGGUCAGCAGCGAGGGAAAUGAGGGAAACCGUGUCUGGAGGCAGGAAGGUGGGAGGGGAAGAUGCCACCCUGGGGUUCCAGAUCCUGUGCUCGCCACAGUGACCUCCAUAUCCUGUUCUACCCGUUUUCACAACAGAGAUGAGACUUUUUUUUUUUUUUUUUAACCUGUCCCCAACAAUAAAGAUCCGGUUAAGAGAAAGGGAGUGUGUUUGGAAUUGGUACAUACAAUGGGCAGCGCUAAAUGCCAGGGCACAACUGAAGCUUCCUUUUUAGGAGUGAGGUGGCUGCCUGCUUCCCCCUCAACCCCAACCCCGACCCACCCACCAUCGCCAAGCAUAUCCUCAAAUGCAGUGGCUCUCGCUUACCCAAGCACAGGGAGCUGGUACUGUCUUUGGCAUCAGCCAAGAUUCAAGUGGUAAAUUUUCAGCCAGACUUUGUUUUUGCCUCUUGCCUAAUUAAAGACACAAAAAAGCUGUUCUCUCCUCCUGCUGCCUUGUUCUGGGGUAGCAAACGGAACUCUGCAGUGAUCUAGAGAUGGAACCAUGGUCCAAGAUCAGAUCAGCAGGACCCAGACCGGUGUCAGCUUAGGGAGAAUACCAAGUGUUUGUGUGUGCGCACGCGCGCGCAUGUGCACAAACCUGCACUUGUGUGUAGACUUGGCUCGUAGCUCCGGGAGGGAUCUGAGCAGGCACCUGGCCCAGCCCCCAGCACACAGGUGCAGACACAUCCUGAUUGUAAGCCAUCUCCCUGGGCCAGGCUGGGGAGGCCAGUGCUUGCCCCAUAGGACUAGAACAUGGCCUCAUGUGGAUGGUGGGGAGCUUCCACAGUGGCCCUCUGUGGCUCCUUUCGGUGGUGCCAUGUGAACAGAGGACUGACCCCAAAGACUGACCCCGAGGCCCAGAGCUUGGGAUCUUUCAACUUCCCUGAACCACCCCCCCCCUUUUUUUUUUUUAAAGAUUUUAUCUAUUUGACAGAGAUCACAAGUAGUCAGAGGCAGGCAGAGAGAAGGAAGGGAGCAGGCUCCCUGAGCAGAGAGCCCAAUGUGGGGCUUGAUCCCAGGACCCUGAGAUCAUGACCUGAGCCAAAGGCAGAGGCUUAACCCACUGAGCCACCCAGGCACCCAGGCUCCCUCUUUGCUGACUCCAUGGCUUACAUCCAAGCAGGUCGCCCAAGGGAGAAUUCUUUGUUGACAAAUGGCCGUUGCCUAUUAGCUUCAUUCUUGAUUGUUUAAUGUUAGUAAAUGGUGCAAAGGAUAUAUUUUCUGGGAAGCAGAGGGCGGUUUGCAGGACAAUUUUAUGUUGGGUCUACUUUAUGGCUGGGAUUUUUCCAUCUAGUAGGGGAACUAUGACAUUAGAAUAUCCUGGGUAUGCCUCAAAUGAGAAAGCAUGAAGAAAAUCUGCUUUGUUUAAGGUCCGAUGUGUUCCAGCCCCUUGGGGGUUUGGAAUACUUCCCAAGCCAGGAAGUGUGUGGUUGUAGUUGGGUAGGACUUGUUCUGAAGGACUGUUGGACUUCUGUUAAAUGUACCAACUCAUGGAAGCCUGUCGGCCAGUAUAUAGCCCAAAGGAGGCAGGCAGCCCCAAGUCCAGAUUCCUGGGUGCUCGUGCCUCACACAAGCCAGUCACCCACACAGGCUAGAACUAGGAUUCAGUAGGAGGCAUGAUGUUGGGACCCAAGGCUAAAAAGGAAAUCUUUGAGCAUCACAGGAUGUGGAAGGAAGUCCCCAACGAGUCAGGAGCCACUAUGCCUCCUGGUCUGCAGUCAGUAUGCACCCCUCGCCCCCCACCCCAACACACAUACAUACCUCCCAUCACAAAGGUGAGAGGGAAGCCUGCUGCAACCUUGUCCCCUCCCCAACCCUUAUUCCCUUCUUGCAUUCUAAAGUAGCAGCAGCUUUGAGGAGGGCCCUCCAAACAGGCGGCUUCAGCUGAAGGUAGCUUCCCUACAACAAACAUAGUAGGAAGAGAACCAGUGCCAUCUGCAACAGACCGGUUAUGCCUGGCCCCUGAGUGUUGGCCUUGGCCGAGGCUUCCUGAGUCCAGCCAGGGCGGUCCAGCUUGCUCUGUCUCAGCCGCACUGACAAAACAGGACAACCUUGUUCAGACUUUCAGUUGUCCACAGCAAUAAAGAGCUCAUCCGUU
Mustela lutreola (European mink) is the source of this 5911-nucleotide messenger RNA. It is a transcript of the gene NXN, whose product is annotated as nucleoredoxin. Gene Ontology annotation, molecular function: thioredoxin-disulfide reductase (NADPH) activity. The transcript has 8 exons. The coding region runs from base 124 to 1449 and encodes 441 amino acids. NCBI's taxonomy places the organism in Eukaryota, Metazoa, Chordata, Mammalia, Carnivora, Mustelidae. The record is from RefSeq and is a predicted model, not a curated record.